This is a messenger RNA of Strongyloides ratti, 858 nucleotides long. RefSeq lists its product as hypothetical. Lineage: Eukaryota; Metazoa; Nematoda; Chromadorea; Rhabditida; Strongyloididae. Gene Ontology annotation, biological process: positive regulation of response to oxidative stress. Gene Ontology annotation, molecular function: chondroitin 4-sulfotransferase activity. The record is from RefSeq and is a predicted model, not a curated record. Bases 1 to 858 code for a protein of 285 amino acids. The transcript is spliced from 3 exons.
AUGUGUCUUUAUUGUGUUUCAAAUAUAAAAUGUUUUAUUAACAGAUUAUAUAAUAAAUUGAAUUCUUCAAUAAGAAUAAAAAAAUCAACAUAUAAUGGAGUUAAAAAACAUUUUUAUCCUCAAACAUUACAAUGUAAUUAUUAUAAAUAUAAAAAAAAAUUUAAAAUAUUAAAAUAUGAAAAUAAUAAAUUAAAUAAUUUUUAUUCUCAAUUAAAAAAUGUAUUAGAAGAUAGAAAUGUUUCAAAAAGUCAUAUUGAUUUUAUUGAUAUGGAAAUAAGAAAUUAUAAAAUUCAUCAUGCAACAUCUGGGAGAAAAAUAACAACUGAAAUUGCAUCAUAUUUAUAUAAUGAUGUGAAUCUAAUGAAAAAAUUAGUUAAUAUAUAUUAUAAUGAUUUUAUUGAAUGGAAUUUUAAAUAUCCUAAAAUAUUAUAUGGUACUAUCAAUGGUAUCAACCUAAAAGAUAUGAAUAUUAAUAUAAUAUUUCAAAAUUUAAAUACUUUAAAUUGUGAGGAAGAAGAAUCUACUGAACUUUUACACAAAAUAGAUUCAAUGGAUGAUGAUGAUUUUGAAAAAUUAACCAAAAUAAUAGAAUUUGAAAAUUUAAAAUUAAAAGAAAGUAUAUUUUUAAAUCAUCUUUUGUAUUAUCCAGAUAAAAUUUUUCAAGAAAAUAUAAUUUGUCAAGAUAAAAUUUCUACUGAAGAUCAAAAACUUUUUUUGUAUAAAAAAUUGUUAGAAAAACAAGAAAUGAUACUAAAAAAAGAAAAUAUACUUUUGAAUCAACAAUUAGAGUAUGUUGAAAAAUUGAAAAAUCUUCAAAACAAUAUUGAAAAAUUAAAUGAAAUGUCUCCAAAAUUUUAA